AUGGCUCGCCAAGCACAAUAUAGAAAAUAUACGCUUUCGAGCAAAGGGAGAACCUUCGUUCGUGGGGAGGCAUUGGGAGAAGAAAUGCGAUGUGCCAUUGUUGAUAAGAUCAUGAACCUCGGAGGAGACAUGGCAACUGGUUUUUUUCCUGGUAGUUUUAUUGAAGUGGCAAAUCAUUUUCAAAUAUGGCCUGAAACGGUGAGAAAGGUGUGGACAUUAGUUUGUUCUGAAGGAACUGUUAAUCCUGGUCCGCAUAAAACUGGGAAUCCUGCUCAUAUAAAGCCAGAAGAUGUCGAGCUUGUGGAAUUUCUAAAGAGAGAAAGACCAAGCAUCAGUUAUUCGUCAGUGAAGGAGAAAUUAGAAAUUUUUGGCAACAUCGAGGGGGGAACUUCGGUUAGUGCAAUUGGAAGAACUGUUCGCAGCCGUAUGUCAGACGGACCGUGGACUUGGAAGAAACUUACAAAACAGCCUAUGGACAAAUUUACAGAUGGCAACAUAACCUACGCACAGCAGUUCUUGCAAUUCCUUCAUGGUAUGGAUCCUGUUAAAGUUAAAUAUUUUGACGAAGCAGGCGUAAAUGUAGCUACAGGACAUCGGUCUUACGGACAUUCACUCAAAGGGACCAAUGCUGUGGAAAUAUUGAAUGGACAAUCGAAAGGACAAUCGAAAGGAGCGAACUAUACUCUUAAUCUUCUAUGUGGAUUAGAAGGCGUUUUGUACGCAAAUACUGUUUUUGGAGGAGCUGAUACUUACGACUUUUUGAAUUUUUGGAGUGAGGCAGUUGAGUAUACAACUCCGAGUGGGUUGCCAGUACUCGAUAAUGGAGAUGUCAUUGUUUAUGAUAAUGCUGCGAUUCAUCGUUUUGAAGGUGGCCAGGCAGUCGCUAGCUGGCUUAACGAUAUGGGCAUAGCUGUUAUCUACACGCCAAUUCGUUCGCCUGAAUUUAAUGCCGUAGAAUUAGUUUUCAAUAAGCUAAAGACAAUGUUGAAACGUGACGAGUACGCACAACUUCUUCAUGUUAAUGUCCCCGCCGCAAUUUUUGGUGCAAUCUCAACAAUUUCCGAGGCAGAUAUGACUGGAUUUUAUCGAUAUGUAAACUACUUUCAAAUGUAA
Molecule: messenger RNA, 1113 nt
Organism: Paramuricea clavata
Lineage: Eukaryota; Metazoa; Cnidaria; Anthozoa; Malacalcyonacea; Plexauridae
Source: the annotation of a GenBank genome assembly